Messenger RNA from Canariomyces notabilis, 1377 nucleotides. Its product is annotated as S-adenosyl-L-methionine-dependent methyltransferase. The record is from RefSeq and is a predicted model, not a curated record. Bases 238 to 1314 code for a protein of 358 amino acids. Gene Ontology annotation, molecular function: methyltransferase activity. NCBI's taxonomy places the organism in Eukaryota, Fungi, Ascomycota, Sordariomycetes, Sordariales, Chaetomiaceae. The transcript has 9 exons.
CAACCGGCCAAGGCCCUUCUAAUGCACCCAACGUCCUCAAUUUGACGGUCUAGAGCCGAGUUGGAUUCAUCAAUUAUCACAGCAAUCGCCAGCUUGUUCCCUUCAAGUAGUAGUCAGUACUUAUUAGGCUGUGUCUACCCGGGAUUUAAGUUUCAACGUCAAGCAAGUGACAUUAUCAAGUCAUUAUCUCUGCGAUCGAAGCCCGAAUUUCGAAGCCGGGACCUUUGGGCAUUUGCCAUGGCCGACGGGGACGAACCUCGAUCCCCCGCAAUUCCCGCUCAAGCGACCCCUGAGCCGCCACCCGACCCCCAUGAUGCAGCCACCGGCGCAGACGAGCCAGCACUCGAGCCAGAUGAAUCUGCGGAAGAAGAGGUGACCGACGACGGAGACUCGGCUAUCGGCAGCCUUCACUCUUCGACAACCUCUUUACGUGAUGAGCUGAUCUUGCAACUACGAGAGCAUGGCCGGCAGUACCAGGGUUACAUGGAAGCGAAAUACGUGCUGCCAAUGGAUGAGCAAGAGCUAGAGCGCUUAGACUUUCAAUGCCAUCUCGUCUGGCUUACCCUCGACAAGCAACACACAUGGGCACCUAUCAAGGACAUAAAGAAAGCUCUUGAUGUUGGCUGUGGCACUGGGAUAUGGGCUAUCGAAUUUGCGGAUGAACAUCCUGAAACCGAAGUGCUAGGUGUCGAUUUGGCUCCGGUUCAGCCUGUGUGCAUCCCCCCGAACCUGCUCUUCGAGGUAGACGACCUCGAGAAGCCGUGGAACUUCACCCACAAGUUCGACUACAUCCACAGUCAGCUCAUGAUAGGCGCAUUCCGCGACUGGCCUGGAUUCUUCCGUCAAAGCUGCGAAUACCUCGAACCAAACGGCUACCUCGAAAUCCACGACAUUGACUUCGUCCUCCGCUGCGACGACAACUCCAUCCCCCCUGACUCACCCUUGCAACAAUGGAACGACCUGAUGCACCGCGCAGCCAACACGGCCGGGUUCCCGCUCGACACCAUCUCCAAGGUUCCCGACAUGAUGCGCGAGGCCGGGUUUGUCGACGUAGUCGCCAAACAGGUCCCCUGGCCAACCAACCCGUGGCCGCGCCAUCCAAAACACAAGGAGCUGGGCCAGUGGUCGUACGAGAACUUUUCGUGGGGGUGCGAGAGCAUGAGCCUGGCGCUUUUUACAAGAGCGCUGGGGUGGAGUGCGGAUGAGGUGAGGGUGUUUAUGGCCUUGGUAAGGCAGGACCUGAGGAAUCGACGGAUGCAUGGGUAUUGGAACUUUUGGGUUGUUUAUGGCAGGAAGCCUGAAGGAGGGGGGUAGUGGUGGUGGUGGUGGCUGGGGGUAGCAACUGAACGCGGCGGUUGCGGACUGGAGAGGGAGUGG